This is a messenger RNA of Cherax quadricarinatus, 3470 nucleotides long. The record is from RefSeq and is a predicted model, not a curated record. NCBI's taxonomy places the organism in Eukaryota, Metazoa, Arthropoda, Malacostraca, Decapoda, Parastacidae.
GUCACGACGACAACUUCAACAGGUGUAGGACGUGGUCACUUGUUACAACUCGUUCUAAAUGCAGCAAUCAAUACAUUCCCAAGUAUUCCAGUUGACUCUGGCAGAUGCUGAGCUUCGCGGAUGAAUAUAUAAAUGUUACUGUAAAUCUCUGUGAGGAGCUAGUUAGGGUGGCCUGAAAAAGAAAAACUUUCAUCAUCAUUCACUCCAUCACUGUCUUGCCAGAGGGGUGCUUUAUACUACAGUUAUAAAACCGCAACACUAAAACCCCUCCGUCAGAGUGCAGACACUGUACUUCCCAUCUCCAGGACUCAAGUCCAGCCUGCCGGUUUCCCUGAAUCCCUUCAUAAAUGUUACUUUGCUCACACUCCAACAGCACAUCAGAUUUUUUGAUGUGCUUAAAGUCAUUACAUCAUUGUUAAAGAAGAAUAGGGAAAAAAUGCUGAAGUAAGAUAUACUGUGCAUCACAAUGGCUACAGGAAAGCAAGGACUCUUUGUUGUCGUGUGGGAGUGGGAGAACAAACAGCGACGAUGGCGGCCCUAUUCUCCAGAAGUCACACAGCUGCUGGAGCGUGCAUACUCUAAGAAUUUGCGCUCUGUCUAUCUAGGGGACUCUGAUCCUGCCCUCAAGAAUUAUUGUGUUCACCUACCUCAGAUGGAGCAGACCUGCAAAGCUUCAGGGGAGUUGGUGAAGAUUCGGCGAAACUUUUACCCCCAAAGUUCACCAGCAGGCCAAGGAGCUGUGUGGCAAUGGGCAGGAGAUGUUAUUGGUGACUGGCAUGUAUAUGACAUGUGUGUACAGUGUGUCAUCGAGGAGUCUUGGGGCUCUGGAGCCCAGAGUGUAGACAUGAGUCAUACUUUCCGAUUGUGUCCCUAUGUCAUCAAUUUCUGCAACCUUACUCAAAUGAACAGCAGAACAGGUUUCAUCCGCAGCAUCAGAAGAAUCCAGCAGGCAGCUUAUCCUGUUGGAAAACCUCCUGUUGUCCCCCAACAGUCACAGCCUGGAUCAGGUCCUUCAGGAAGUAUGAUAGCUGGUGGCAGUAGUAACAUUAGUAAUCCAGUCAACACAAGUAGUGCACCCACCUUAGCACCAGGAGCUAAUGCAUCAGGUGCAAGGCCCAGAAGACGGGACAGUCGAGAUGAUAUGGAUAUGUUCACAUCAGAUAUGAAACCACGCACCUUGAUGACUAAGGUCUUUGGGCGUAAUCAUGGAAGCAGCAGUAGCCGGGGAAUUAACAUGAAUUCACCACCAGUUAAUAUGGGAGAUGGACAUUUAGCAGGAGACCAGAAGAUGGGAAGAGAAGAUGCAAGUCCUCCCAAGCCUAUGCCUCGGUUUAAUGCUCCACCAGUUCCCAAGCCUCGAACCAAUGUGCCUCCACCUAGAAAUUCACAGUUUCAGCCUUCGCAUGACCAGCAUCAACCUUUGAAUGACCACCAGCACAAUCAGCGACAACUCUUACUAGACGACCAAGAAGACCCUAGAAUAUUACGGAAUGAAUCUGCAAUGGGCAAAUUUGGUUCAAACCACACAUUAGAUUCUGACUGCAGCUCAAUAAAUAGUGGGCGACGACCAAGUGUGGACACUACCUCCACAUACCUAUCCCUGGAGUCUUUCACAGUUGAUGAUGAUCUCGGCCAGGACUCAAGGUACCACAACCCUGUUGAAACUGGGCUUUGGAAGUGAUGGUGUGGUGAGAUUGGUUUUGUGUGAUCACCUGUUUCACUUGGCAUGUGUCAGACAAAUGGUAAAAAAUUCACCUCAGUAUCUGGAGUGCCCAAAUUGUAAGACCCUACAUGGGGAGAAACACGGGAACCAGCCCAAUGGUCACAUGAAUGUUACCACUGUGUCACACUCCCUUCCUGGUUAUCCAAAUUGUGGUACUAUACAAAUUACAUACAACAUUAGCAGUGGUAUACAGGGUCCAGAUCAUCCACGACCUGGUCGACCAUACCAUGCCAUUGGUUUUCCUCGCAUGGCAUACUUACCCAAUAAUCAGAAGGGCAAGACGGUAUUGAAAAUGUUGAAAGAAGCUUGGCGUCGACGUCUGGUGUUUACCAUUGGUACUUCUGUUACAACAGGGAUUCAGGAUGCAGUUACCUGGAAUGAAAUUCACCAUAAAACUGAGUGGACUAAUUUCAAUGGACAUGGAUACCCUGAUCCAAGCUAUCUUGAUAACACACUAAAGGAAUUGGCACGGCAUGGAGUUACUGAAACUACAUUAGUGUAGACAUUAUAGUUUGUCAGAUGCAGUAUCAUCUGUUAGUUUUUAGCAGUUCUUGUGUGCAGCUCUUUCCCUUAACCCUUUGACUGUCACGGCCGUAUAUGUACGUCUUACAAGGUACCGUGUUUGACGUAUAUAUACUCAUAAAUUCUAGCGGCUUCAAAUCAAGCAGGAGAAAGCUGAUAGGCCCACAUGUGAGAGAAUGGGUCUGUGUGGUCAGUGUGCACCACAUAAAAAAAAUCCUGGAGCACGCAGUGCAUAAUGAGAAAAAAAAAACUCCGACCGUUUUUUUUUUAUUAAAAUGCCAACUUUGUGGUCUAUUUUCGUAUAGUAUUUAUGGUUGUAUUCUCACUUUCUUGGUCUCAUUUGAUAGAAUGGAAAACAUUUUAUAGAAAUAGAGGUGAUUUUGAUUGAUUUUACUAUAAAAAGAACCUAGAAAUGGAGCUCAAAGUAGAGGAAAUGUUUGAUUUUUGCCAGUGUUCAAAAGUAAACAAAUGAUGCCAUUUUCCAAUAAAUGCCCAAUUAGCCAUUCUAAUAUGCAGUCACGAAUGGGUUGAUGUUAUUUAUACAAUUAUUACAGUAUUGCAGUAGUCCGCAUAAUAGUAAGUCUUCUAUUUUUUGUUUGAAUAAAAAUUCAAAAUAGAAAGCAAGAAUAAUAUCAGAGGGGACUGGAGAUGUGACUGAUGAACAAAGAAAAUGUUAUUUUAGAGCCAGGAAUGUCUGCAUUGUUCAUUCUGGACCUUAUUUUGAAAUUGUCAUAUUUUUUAGUUUUCGUGAAAUUGGCCAAAUUCCAAAUUUCUGACCACAUUAUUAGGUAGUUGAAAUCGGUAAAUGGGCAGUUUCUUGUGCUCAGUUGAUAGAAAAAAUGAAGUUCUAAAGAAAUAGCUAUGAGUUUGGGCGACUGGAACAAUGGAAUUAGCUGAAAAUAGGGCUCAAAGUUGGCGAAAUCGCCGAUUUGUAAACAUCGCUGAGGUCGCUAACUUCGCGAGAGCAUAAUUCCGUCAGUUUUCCAUCAAAUUUCGUUUUUUUGGUGUCAUUACAAUCGGGAAAAGAUUCUCUAUCAUUUCAUAAGAAAAAAUAAUUUUUUUUUUUUAAAUUUUGAGACACCAGGAGACACCUCAGGAUUGGGGGUUGCGACAGUCAAAGGGUUAAAAAGGCUGUAAAAUAUUGAAUUGAUUUGUGAUACUUUAUAUUUAUUUUUAUAAUAAUGUACUUUAAUAAUAAAUACAAUAAACUCUUUUAAAAACAUAA